Molecule: messenger RNA, 730 nt
Organism: Scleropages formosus (Asian bonytongue)
Lineage: Eukaryota; Metazoa; Chordata; Actinopteri; Osteoglossiformes; Osteoglossidae
Gene: vbp1
Product: von Hippel-Lindau binding protein 1
Exons: 6
Coding region: 10-597 (195 amino acids)
Biological process (GO): microtubule-based process; tubulin complex assembly; protein folding
Cellular component (GO): cytoplasm; prefoldin complex
Molecular function (GO): tubulin binding
Source: RefSeq, a predicted model, not a curated record
CUCUUCAUCAUGGCGACGACCAUAGAGAGCAGUAACGCCGGAGCCGCGAACAAGAAGAAGCAUCUCGGCAUCCCCGAGGCUGUGUUUGUGGAAGAUGUGGACUCCUUCAUGAAGCAGCCAGGCAACGACACAGCCGACGUGGUGUUGAGGAAGCUGGACGAGCAAUACCAGAAGUACAAGUACAUGGAAGUGAACCUCGCCCAGAAGAAGCUGAGGUUGAAAAACCAGAUCCCACAAAUUAAGCAGACGUUGGACAUCUUAAAGCACAUGCAGAAGAAAAAGGACGGCACAGAUCCCAUGGAGACCCACUUCCUUUUGGCGGACAAUGUGUACUGCAAGGCCUCGGUGCCCCCCACCGACAAAGUGUGCUUGUGGCUGGGGGCAAACGUGAUGCUGGAGUAUGACAUUGACGACGCUCAGUCCUUGCUGGAGAAAAACCUUGCCACGGCGUCCCGAAAUCUCGAAACCCUGGAAGAAGACCUGGACUUCUUACGAGACCAAUUCACCACUACAGAAGUCAACAUGGCCCGUGUGUACAACUGGGACGUCAAGAGGAGGAGUCAGGCCAACGCCUCCAAAACUGCCGACAAGUCUUAAAUGCCAUGAAGUCUCGGUUCUCUUCGUCACACACACUUCUAUAAACCUCCCAUUUUGCCACUAGUUACAAUUGUUUUCAUUUAUUUUUUUAAUGUAUUGUUAUCAAAUUAAAAAAAAAAAAAAUUUAAAAUCU